AUGGCACCUUUCCAGGACCUACCAAUCAUUGCGAACUGGGGAGACACUGUAGUUGUGCAUCUUUACAAUGGUCUUGAAAAUAACGGCACUGGAUUGCAUUUUCAUGCUAUACGCCAAAAUUAUACCAAUGGCAUGGAUGGCGUUCCAUCCAUCACUCAAUGUCCAACUGCUCCAGGAGAAUCGAUCACCUAUACCUGGAGAGCAACCCAAUACGGAUCAACCUGGUACCAUUCUCACUUUGCUUUGCAAGCAUGGGAGGGUGUACUGGGUGGGAUAAUCAUCAAUGGCCCUGCUACGGCCAACUAUGAUGUCGAUGCCGGAAUAAUGAUGUUAAACGACUGGACACACGAAACCUCAAGUGCGAUGUAUACAUCGGCCGAAACCAACGGGCCACCAACCCUAGAUAAAGGCCUCAUAAACGGAACCAAUGUUUAUGGCGAUCUCGGAUCCCGCUUCAGUAUGACAGUAGAAGCUGGAACAUCAUGUCGAAUCCGUCUCGUGAAUCGCGCCAUCGACAGCCACUUCAAAUUCAUGGUCGACGACCAUAACCUGACCGUCAUCGCAAUGGAUCUCGUCCCCAUCGUCCCAUACUCCACCCAAGUUCUCUCUAUGGGUAUGGGACAACGGUACGACAUCAUCCUCACUGCAGCCAAAACCUCUGGAAGCUUUUGGAUCCGCGCUAUCCCACAAACCUACUGCAGUGACAACGAUAACGCCGACAACAUCAAAGGAAUACUCAUGUACUCUAGCACCAAUACCACCGAGCCCUCCAGCUCAGGCUACGAUGAUAACUGCGACGACGAAGAUAUUUCCUCCCUCGUCCCAUAUCUCAGCCUAGAUGCUAGCGCCGACGUUCUCUCCGACGACUUUGCCGUGACCGUCGGUUACAAUUCAGCAGGUCUCUUCAAGUGGUAUAUGGAAGCUACGACGUUCGUCUCCGAAUGGGAUUAUCCCACUCUGGAAGCCAUCAUCGAUGGAAAUACCACAUGGACCACCAACGAACAUGUGAUCCAGCUCGAUGAUGCCAACGAGUGGGUAUACUCCAUAAUUGAAACCACGCAAACGGUUCCCCAUCCAAUUCACUUACAUGGUCACGAUUUCUACAUCCUAGGUCAAGGCACCGGAACUUAUUCCAGCAGUACCACAUUGUCGUUGACAAACCCACCCAGAAGAGAUGUGGCAAUGUUGCAAUGUUGCCUGCGGGUGGAUAUUUGGUGA
Sclerotinia borealis F-4128 is the source of this 1218-nucleotide messenger RNA. Lineage: Eukaryota; Fungi; Ascomycota; Leotiomycetes; Helotiales; Sclerotiniaceae. The record is from the annotation of a GenBank genome assembly.